Messenger RNA from Neltuma alba, 1200 nucleotides. RefSeq names its product protein FLUORESCENT IN BLUE LIGHT, chloroplastic-like. Lineage: Eukaryota; Viridiplantae; Streptophyta; Magnoliopsida; Fabales; Fabaceae. The coding region runs from base 36 to 932 and encodes 298 amino acids. Gene Ontology annotation, biological process: chlorophyll biosynthetic process. The transcript is spliced from 5 exons. Gene Ontology annotation, molecular function: protein binding. The record is from RefSeq and is a predicted model, not a curated record.
UGUAAUCUUAUCCAACGUUGAUUCUUUGCACAGCAAUGACGGGGUUGCUCCAUUGCGCGUGCUUCCUCACGCCCCCUCGUCUCCGGCAACCUGUGCUGCGAGGCCAAUUUUCGCGAAACGAGCUCAGUGAUCCUGGAAAACUAUCUUGUCCUUCUUUCAAAGUGAACGAAUUUGUGCGACUUCUUAAAGAUACAUUUGAUGGGCCUCCUGUAAUUCGAAGCAUGCUCGCCCGCUCAAACUGUCAGGAAGACAUGAACCAAAGGUUUCAAUUACUGAAACUCCUUACCAGCGGCAUUUUGAUGUUCUCUAUCCCUUCUCAAGCUUUAGCUGAAACAUGUGAGGCUGAUAACUCUUUUUUCAAUAUGCCUUUGCUGCUAUCAGUAGCCCUCAUUGGAGCUACUGUUGGAGGGUUGCUUGCUCGGCAAAGAAGAGGAGAAUUGAAAAGGUUGAAUGAUCAAUUACGCCAGAUCAAUGCAGCCUUGAGGAGGCAAGCGAAAGUUGAGUCUUAUGCCCCCAGCUUGAGCUAUGCACCUAUUGGUGGUAGGAUAUCUGAGAAUGAAGUUAUCGUUGAUCCAAGGAAGGAGGACCUUGUUUCUAAAUUGAAAAGGGGGAAGAACUUCUUGAGGAAUCAAGAGCCAGAUAAAGCAUUUAAGGAGUUUCAGACUGCUCUUGAGCUCGCCCAGAACUUGAAGGAUCCAAUUGAGGAGAAAAAAGCUGCUAGAGGUUUAGGGGCCUCACUGCAAAGGCAGGGCAAGUAUCGAGAAGCCAUUAAAUACCAUUCCAUGGUAUUGUCCAUAUCUGAAAGAGAGGGAGAGAAAUCUGGCAACACAGAAGCUUAUGGAGCGAUUGCUGAUUGUUACACUGAGCUUGGAGACCUUGAACGAGCAGGACAGUUCUAUGACAAGUAUAUUGCAAGCCUUGAACAAGACUAGCAUAAUUCAUCCUCAUGUUCAGCAUUUCUUCAUCAACAGUAGCGUGACUGUAGAAUAGUCGAGAUCUCUGAUGGGUUGCCGCCAUCCGUUUGCUGCGGCAUUUUCCAUUUACUGAAUUGAAAAUAUUUGUAUUAAACCAUUCAAGUUGACGGAUUCCUUAUUUACUUUUAUUCAAAUCAAAUGUCUUAUAGGGCUUAAAAUAUAAUUUUUUUGGACGGAAAAUGUAAUGUACUUCCACAAAAUUAAACGUUUAUUUUUUACGAAUGCA